AUGGGCUGUGCGUGUUCGCGGAAAAGCGAUCAGGGGCUGUCGGCCGAGUCCUUGUUCAUCGAUGUCGUGGUCGCGAAGCGUCCCGGAAGGCGGGACGUCGGUCCCGUGCCGAUACAUCCCCACACGUGGAAGCAAAGGAGCGGUCCGUCCUCAUUGUCGUCGAAAGCCGCGGACGGCAACGACACGACCCCGUCGGUCCCAAGCGCCAAGUUGAACCAGCUGCCACCGGAUGACCUGCUGACGUUUUCAGCCGUCAAAACCGUCGCGGAUCCAGACGGCGUCAUGUUCUACCACUUCUGCGGCUCCCGUGCCGACGACUCGCCGUCGCAGCGCUGCUACAUCCGCAAACGGUAUACGGACUUUAAAGUGCUGCACGCAAAGCUCGCGCAGGUCGUUGUCAAUCACGAGAACGAGACGGCAGUGCCGCAAAAGGCGUUACCAGCGAUGCCGUCGGCUCUACAUUGUUGGUCGUGUGUGCGUCAGUGCGACAGCGAAGAGGUUUUGAAGGAGCGCGAGAAGCAGUUCACGGCAAUGUUGAACGCCAUUGCACGACAUCCGGUGGCGCGUCAAAGCGCAGAGUUCGUGCGCUUCUUGUCGGGUUGCAGCUAA
Hyaloperonospora brassicae is the source of this 609-nucleotide messenger RNA. NCBI's taxonomy places the organism in Eukaryota, Oomycota, Peronosporomycetes, Peronosporales, Peronosporaceae. The record is from the annotation of a GenBank genome assembly.